AUGUUCCACACGCCGGCUACACCGCACAAAAAGCGACGACCACGUGGCACCGCUGCAAAAUCGGAGUGCAAGAACAACCAAGAUGUGUUACCAUCGUUCAGCUUAAAGGAUGAAGUGCUGGAAAAACCUGAAAAUGCGCAAAAUGCCUGUAGUAAGAGUAAAAAGUCAUCAAAGACAGCAGGCACGUCGUCAAGUACGGCACGCAAACGGCAAUUGGAAUACGAAACCGCUAAAGCUAUGGCUCUCGUGGAAAUACAAGCAGCGGAAGCUGAAGCUAAAGACAAGGUUAAAAGUGCUCAGGCAGUAGCUGCCAAGAUUAAGGCAAAUAUUCAGUCGAAGCUGCUAAACAAACAGCUUGCUGCUGAAAUGGCUGAAUUGGAAUCUCGAUCACGCUGUUCCCACAAGUCAGCUGUAAAAUCUUCGACCAGCAAAGUUGAAAAUUCUGCCCCAGGAAACCAGCAUAAGGAGAACCGAGAAGAUUACUCCCGUGAAACAAUCGGCCUAGAAAAGCUGGCACAUGCCUUGAAUGAGGCAGUGGCUGCCUCAUCAUAUAAAACACAGAACCAGGAGCUCUUAACAAGAUUAGCAACGUCUAAAGACCUGCCUUUAUUUUUUGGAGAUCCAAUGGAGUGGUUGCAGUUUAAACAGGCGUACCAAGAAUCUACCCAAUUAUGCAAAUAUAGUGACACAGAGAAUUUAUGGCGGCUGCGUAAGUGUCUUCGUGGCGAUGCUAAAGAAGCGGUGACUUCACUCUUGAUUGGUGGAACUACACCCGAGUUAGUAAUUGACACCUUAGAACUUCGAUUUGGCAAACCAGAAACAAUUAUGAGUAUAAUAGUUCUACAGCUAAAAAAGCUAUGUCCGUUGCCGCUAACUUAUCAUAAUGAUAUCAUUAAUUUUGCAAUAAAAAUAAAGAACUAUGUGGCUGCUACCAAAGCAAUGCAACAAAGUGAUUAUCUUCGCAGCCCGGAAUUAGUAUCAAUUGUCGUAUCCAAACUUCCAACUUUACUUGUCGCAAAAUGGACCGACUACGUUUAUGAACAGCGGGAGUGUAAUUUACCGAAGCUGGAAUUGCUUAGUGAUUUUUUAUACGAGGAAGCCACUAAAACAGCUGCAUCAGGAGUAAGUCACAUUCACGCUCUAUAUAAUUUAAAGAAGCUCGAUGAACGUAAACACCGUUCACACUCGCUGUUACUGUACACAAAUAGUAAUCAAUUACAAAACGCUGAAAAGUGUAUAUUUUGCCGAAAAGGGGCUCAUGGUGUCUCAGAUUGUUCACGGUUUAAGCGCGCUUUACGCAAAGAUCGCUGGCGAUUUGUACGCGUAAAUAAACUUUGCUUCAAAUGUCUUGCCCCCCGCCAUACGAAUGGUAUGUCUUGUAAUAGCAGUAAUUGCGACAUUGACGGCUGCAAUCAACCGCAUCAUCGUUUACUGCACUGGAUUAAACCAUUGGAAGAAAGCUUAAAAACUGUGGAGCGAGGUGAGGAUGAGCAUCCCAGCACCAAUGAAACAGUGACUCAUACAGUGGCAUCCCAAUGUCACAAGGUGCUUUUGAAAGUGGUGCCGCUCACUCUUCACGGACCGAAUGGCAGUUUACAUACGCAUGCACUACUGGAUGAUGGAGCUACUGUGACGGUGAUAUCCUCUGAUAUAGCAGAUGAGCUCGGAUUAUACGGUGAAAACGUGAUAUUACGCGCGCGCAGCGCAUGGGAUUCGGGCGAGCUUGUGUGUGAAUCUCAAGUAUUGCACGAUGCGGUUCGUAGAUCCUUCACGUUAGAAUCUAUUGGUGUAGGUUCGAAGCCGCGCCGCAACCCAGACGAAAUACGCGCUUUACAAAUAUUAGAUGACACUGCAGAAUUAGUACAUGGUCAAUGGACUGUCGGCUUACCGUGGAAAUACGAUGAAUUACAUUUACCCGACUCUUACCCUAACGCUUUUAAUCGGUUAAAGUCAAUAGAAAGAAAAUUUUUGCUCAACAAAGAGUAUGCAACUCGUUAUUGUGAAAGAAUGACAUACUUAUUUUCUAAUGGUUAUGCUAGAGAACUUAACGAGACCGAUGAAAACCUUAAUAAACGUAUAAUAUGGUAUUUGCCGCACUUUGGUGUAGAUAAUCCAAAUAAGAAAAAACUGCGUUUAGUUUAUGACGCGGCAGCAAAGUCGAACGGUUAUUCUUUAAAUGAUUUUCUUUUACAAGGCCCUGAUUUGUUACAAUCGUUAUUAGGAAUAAUGUAA
Parnassius mnemosyne (clouded apollo) is the source of this 2232-nucleotide messenger RNA. The record is from the annotation of a GenBank genome assembly. Lineage: Eukaryota; Metazoa; Arthropoda; Insecta; Lepidoptera; Papilionidae.